GCGCACCCGGAUCCCGGCUCCUGCAUCCAGUCGCCAUUCGGGAGGCCGCUGCGCUGCAGGGCCUCGCGGAGCCGCCCGCGACCGCGAGCCGGGCCCUCCGCGCGGUCCAUCGCCCACUGGACGCCGCCCGCGGCCGGACCGGUUCAACUUCUCAUCUUUGUUCUUCUUCAUAUACUAUAGGCUGUUUGCUGUGGUUUAGUCAAAAAGCCAUGUAGAAUGCCUGCCUUUUGAAGACCACUUUUAAGGUGUCUAGUAAGACAGCAGAUGGAGUCUUGCUCUGUCACCAGGCUGGAAUGCAGCGGCAUGAUCUCAGCUCUCUGCAACCUCCGACUUCUGGUCCAAGCGAUUGGCCUGCCUCAGCCUCCCAAGUAGCUGGGACUACAGGCACACGCCACCACGCCUGGCUAAUUUUUGUAUUUUUAGUAGAGAUGGGGUUUCACCAUGUUGGCCAUGAUGGUCUUGAUCUCCCGACCUCGUGAUCUGCCUGCCCGGCCUCCCAAAGUGCUGAGAUUACAGGCAUGAGCCACUGCGCCCAGCCUAUACAUUUUUUUAAAAUAAUGGUUUUGUAAUUAAUAAAGGGAGAGCCUGCAUUUCUAAUCUGUACUGUUCUUUGAGGAGGAGUAAAUAUCAUUACCGUCAAUAAGGGAAGGUGUUCAGUCUUUCUCAUUAAAGAGAAGCACAUUAACACAAUAGUGAAAUACUAGCUUUCACCUAGGUUGUAGCAAGGAUUAGGAAUUUAUAGGAAAUUGUCUCUCAUAUAUACACGUUGUUAUGCAGUAAUAGAAGUUUUUGAGAGUUUGGUAAAAUGUAUCAAUUUUACACACAAAUGGCCAAGUAAUCCAUUGCUAGGAAUUUUCCCUGCAGAAAUACCCUCACAUGCACAGAUAAGUACAGGGAAAGUCAGUGCUUAUUCCAUAUGUAAAAAUGUCUUAGAGAUAAAUUCUAAAUGAGAGUAAGUUGCCAGAUAAUAUGUUUAAUAUCCCAUUUGUGUAAAGCAUGUGUGUUGAUCAAUAUAUGCUUAGGACAUUUCUUCCAGGACACAUGAGUACACUGGCUACCCCUAGGGACUGACACUCUGUAUCUCGUACUGUGUGAAUGUGUUUUUAACUGUGAGCUUCUAUUCCCUUUACUACUUAAGAAGACUGGUUUACAAUUUUUUUAAAUUCAUGUUUUCCGGCAACUGUGUUCCAGCUGCUGGGGUGUCCUCUGAUUUGCCCUUUGGUUGGUAUGCGCCUUCACAUCAUUCAGGAUCUCUGCUGGAAUGUCCCAUGCAUAGAGGUCUUUUCCAACGGCCUCUACAUCACUCUCCACCUUAUCUUUCCAACUCAUGAACGCCAUAUUGCAAAGCACUGCUUUAAGCCUAAGUGCCUAGAACAUUGUAGGACACAAAGUUAUUUAUUUAUUAAAUGAAUUAAUAGAAUACUAUAUUGGGAUAGAUUAAACAUUACAAAAUAUGUUGACAUGAAAUCAAGCCAGCAUCAUGUUUUAAAGUCAUCUUUUUAUAGCUAGAUUUAAUUUAUUAAGUGCUUUCUGCAAAAGUUUUAGUCUCUUGUUCAUCCUUAAAUAGCCAAGAUUUAAUUUUGAUAUUCACUCAUCUUUGUGUGCUGAGGACUUUUGUACUCGGAGUUUGAGAGUCAAAGUAUAAAGCACAUGCAAUAGCUAAUUCUAGAGUCAGGCUCACAUCACUGAUAGUCCUAUAGCCUGGACCAGAGAAAGUCAGGUAACUUCUCUGAACCUGUUUCUUCAUCUGUAAGUGAAAAUAAUAGUUGAGUCAUAUCAUUAGGAUUAAAUGAGAUGAUGUAUGUGAAACUCCUAGCAGAGUGCCUGGGACUGUUCUAUAUCUCCUUUUUCUUCAAAUUCUCCCUAGAGAUACUAUCAAAUAAAGCACGCACUGUUCUAGACUUAAAAUUAUGCAGUUAUAGAAUGGACUGACAGCAUUUUAUUCAGAAUUACAGUUCAUGAAAAUAAUUUAUUCCUACUUUAUUGCAGCAGUAUUGAAAGUUUUUAAAGAAUAUAACCGUGUGUGUUGGUAACAGACAGAAGAAUGGAAGCAUUCCAGGAACUUCGUAAACCAUCAGCACGUUUGGAGUGUGACCAUUGCAGUUUCAGAGGCACAGACUAUGAAAAUGUACAAAUCCAUAUGGGUACCAUCCAUCCAGAAUUUUGUGAUGAAAUGGAUGCUGGUGGGCUAGGCAAAAUGAUAUUUUACCAGAAAAGUGCAAAGUUAUUUCACUGCCAUAAAUGCUUCUUCACCAGCAAGAUGUACUCUAAUGUAUACUAUCACAUCACAUCCAAACAUGCAUCCCCAGACAAAUGGAAUGAUAAACCAAAAAAUCAGUUGAACAAAGAAACAGAUCCUGUGAAAAGCCCUCCUCUUCCUGAACACCAGAAAAUACCCUGCAAUUCAGCAGAACCAAAAUCCAUACCUGCCCUUUCAAUGGAAACACAGAAACUUGGUUCAGUUUUGUCUCCAGAAUCGCCAAAACCUACUCCUCUUACUCCCCUGGAGCCUCAGAAACCUGGCUCUGUUGUUUCUCCUGAGCUACAGACACCUCUUCCUUCUCCUGAGCCUUCAAAACCUGCCUCUGUUUCUUCUCCUGAACCUCCAAAAUCAGUCCCUGUUUGUGAGUCUCAGAAACUUGCCCCUGUUCCUUCUCCAGAACCACAGAAACCUGCCCCUGUAUCUCCUGAGUCAGUAAAGGCUACUCUUAGUAAUCCCAAACCCCAGAAGCAGUCUCAUUUCCCGGAAACAUUGGGGCCACCUUCAGCCUCAUCUCCAGAGUCACCAGUUCUAGCUGCUUCCCCAGAACCUUGGGGACCAUCCCCAGCUGCAUCUCCAGAAUCUCGGAAGUCAGCCCGGACUACCUCCCCUGAGCCAAGGAAGCCAUCCCCUUCAGAGUCUCCUGAACCUUGGAAGCCGUUCCCUGCUGUCUCCCCAGAGCCUAGGAGACCAGCCCCCGCUGUGUCACCAGGCUCUUGGAAACCAGGGCCACCUGGGUCCCCUAGGCCUUGGAAAUCCAAUCCUUCAGCAUCAUCAGGACCUUGGAAGCCAGCUAAACCUGCUCCAUCUGUGUCUCCUGGACCUUGGAAACCAAUUCCUUCUGUAUCUCCUGGACCUUGGAAACCAACUCCAUCUGUGUCUUCUGCAUCCUGGAAAUCUUCAUCAGUCUCACCCAGCUCCUGGAAGUCUCCCCCUGCAUCUCCUGAGUCAUGGAAGUCUGGCCCACCAGAACUCCGAAAGACAGCUCCCACGUUGUCUCCUGAACAUUGGAAGGCAGUUCCCCCAGUGUCUCCAGAGCUUCGCAAACCCGGCCCACCACUAUCCCCAGAGAUCCGUAGUCCAGCAGGAUCUCCAGAGCUCAGAAAACCCUCAGGGUCACCAGAUCUUUGGAAGCUUUCUCCUGAUCAGCGGAAAACUUCUCCUGCUUCACUUGAUUUCCCUGAGUCCCAGAAAAGUUCCCGUGGUGGUUCUCCUGAUCUCUGGAAGUCUUCCUUUUUUAUUGAGCCUCAGAAACCUGUCUUCCCUGAGACCCGAAAACCAGGUCCUUCUGGGCCAUCUGAGUCCCCCAAAGCAGCCUCAGAUAUCUGGAAGCCUGUUCUCUCUAUCGAUACUGAGCCUAGAAAACCUGCCCUGUUUCCCGAGCCUGCCAAAACAGCCCCUCCUGCUUCUCCAGAAGCACGCAAACGUGCCCUUUUUCCAGAGCCCCGGAAGCAUGCCCUUUUCCCUGAACUCCCCAAAUCUGCUCUAUUCUCAGAAUCACAGAAGGCUGUUGAGCUUGGUGAUGAACUACAAAUAGAUGCCAUAGAUGAUCAAAAAUGUGAUAUUUUGGUUCAGGAAGAACUUCUAGCUUCACCUAAGAAACUCUUAGAAGAUACUUUAUUUCCUUCCUCAAAGAAGCUCAAGAAAGACAACCAAGAGAGCUCAGACGCUGAGCUUAGUAGUAGUGAGUACAUAAAAACAGAUUUGGAUGCGAUGGAUAUUAAGGGCCAGGAAUCAAGCAGUGAUCAAGAGCAGGUUGAUGUGGAAUCCAUUGAUUUUAGCAAAGAGAACAAAAUGGACAUGACUAGUCCAGAGCAGUCUAGAAAUGUGCUACAGUUUACUGAAGAAAAAGAAGCUUUUAUCUCUGAAGAGGAGAUUGCAAAAUACAUGAAGCGUGGAAAAGGAAAGUAUUAUUGCAAAAUUUGUUGCUGUCGUGCUAUGAAAAAAGGUGCUGUUUUGCAUCAUUUGGUUAAUAAGCAUAAUGUUCAUAGCCCUUACAAAUGCACAAUCUGUGGAAAGGCUUUUCUUUUGGAAUCUCUCCUUAAAAAUCAUGUAGCAGCCCAUGGGCAAAGUUUACUUAAAUGUCCACGUUGUAAUUUUGAAUCAAAUUUCCCAAGAGGUUUUAAGAAACAUUUAACUCAUUGUCAAAGCCGGCAUAAUGAAGAGGCAAAUAAAAAGCUAAUGGAAGCUCUUGAACCGCCACUGGAGGAGCAGCAAAUUUGAUAACACAGUGUGAAUAUUUGUUCUACAAAGGUGUUUGUUGGAACCAUUCUUUGUAAGUAUAGCUUAUCAGAUAGCAUAGUUGGAUCAGUAGAUGACAUGUAUGGUGUACCGUGUUUCACUGUCUCAGUUGUGUUACUAAGAAUGAGCAUUUGAUCAUUUUUUUCUGGUCUCUGUCUAUGUGACUAUCUUGUAAGUCAAUAAAUUUCUGUAUAGUCCAGAUGGAUUAAACUUCUCAUUUCUUUUAAAUAUGUAUGAAUAAUAAUACAAGGAAGUAGGCAUUCCAUUUAAUAAUCAAGAGCAAGUUGUACUCAAAGCAUUCAGUUAAAGUGUAUCUGUGUGUGGAACUAAUUUCAGACAAUAGAAAAUAUUAGUUGAAAUGUUUAAGAAUUAGGCAUGAAAAAUAAAUUUGAGAAAUUUUGUUUCCUUACAUGUAUUUUUAAAUCAUAAGAGUUAUUUUCUAUCUGAUGUAAAAUUAGUUUAUAAAUCUUAAUCAGCUUCUAGAUGUUUAUUAGCUUUUAUGUCAUGAAAUGUUGGAGUCUCAGGGUUGCUGAUUUUCUGCUAAUGGGAAAAAUUGACUAAGUCUUUAAAAUAGUUUGCAGCCUUCUCCCACAGGAGACAAGUGAAAGAUAAGUGUGAUUUUAGAUCUUUCUUGUCCAUAGUUGUUUUCAGUGGAGUCUUCCAUUCUGUAUCUUACCCUAAGAUCUGGUUCUUCCCUCCCCAUCCCCACCCCCCACCCACCGCCUGCCAGCUCACACUAAUAGAUGAUUCUUAAUUGCCAAAUGUGUUAGAGUUUGUAUAUCCUACUCCUGGGCCUUACAUGUCGCCUGUUGGGGCUUAAGACCAGGUUGAUAAGUAGGAACUGAAAGUCUUCCAGAUUCACAGUAGAAAAUUUUAUAGACAUUUCUGUUAAAGAAAUAUAUCGAUUUUAUGUUUUUCAAUUAUGUUACUGUAAAUACCUUGUACCUGUUCAUGGAUUAUUUUAUUCUAAAAUAUUUUGUCAAAUGUGUAUCAACCAAAUUAAAAAGAAAGGUUUUCAUGUCA
Messenger RNA from Homo sapiens (human), 5524 nucleotides. RefSeq names its product chromosome alignment maintaining phosphoprotein 1 (gene CHAMP1). The transcript is spliced from 3 exons. Gene Ontology annotation, biological process: attachment of mitotic spindle microtubules to kinetochore. Lineage: Eukaryota; Metazoa; Chordata; Mammalia; Primates; Hominidae. The coding region runs from base 2045 to 4483 and encodes 812 amino acids. Gene Ontology annotation, cellular component: nucleus; chromosome; spindle. The record is from RefSeq and is a predicted model, not a curated record.